AUGGAUUUCGCAGGCAGCAAGAAGCGCAAGUUCAAGGACGCCAAUGGCGUUAAGGCUUCAAAAGUCAAGAAGUCUGCUACUACACCUGACAAGAAGUCUAAGAAAGUCAAGCGCACCGAACCCGAGCCCCGCGAUGAGCCCGAAGACGACUCUUCCAACGAGGAAGAGAAGGCUCUGAAGGAGGACGAGGAAGAGAGCGACGAAGCUGAUGAGGAUGCUGUGGACGCAAAGUCCGGAGAUGAGGAGGAGGGUGACGACGAGGACAAGGCGGAGGACAACACAGACCUGCCUGACGGCGGAAAACUCACAUUACCUCCGGUCGCUGGUGCUGAGGCGCAAUCGUUCGACGAGCUUAACCUCUCCGAUAAGACCAUGAAGGCAAUCAAGGAGAUGAACUUCACCAAGAUGACUGAGAUCCAGAGGAGAGGUAUCCCUCCUUCGCUGGCUGGGCGCGACGUUCUCGGUGCUGCAAAGACAGGGUCCGGAAAGACUCUGGCUUUCUUGAUUCCUGUCAUUGAGAUGCUCAGCGCUCUGCGAUUUAAACCUCGCAACGGCACUGGUGUCAUUGUCGUCUCCCCAACUCGCGAAUUGGCUCUUCAAAUCUUUGGUGUUGCCCGAGAGCUCAUGGCCCACCACUCCCAAACCUACGGUAUUGUCAUCGGAGGCGCAAACCGUCGCGCUGAGGCCGACAAGCUCGCCAAGGGUGUUAACCUGCUUAUCGCUACCCCAGGGCGACUUCUCGAUCAUCUGCAGAACACCCCAUUCGUCUUCAAGAACCUGAAGUCCCUUGUUAUUGAUGAGGCGGACCGAAUUCUUGAGAUCGGUUUCGAGGAUGAAAUGCGACAAAUUAUCAAGGUUCUUCCCAAGGAGGAUCGACAGACUAUGCUUUUCUCCGCCACCCAGACAACCAAGGUCGAGGAUCUUGCCCGUAUCUCGCUGCGUCCUGGUCCCCUAUACAUCAACGUUGAUGAGGAGAAGCAGUACAGCACUGUGGAAGGUCUCGAACAAGGCUACGUUGUCUGCGAAGCCGAUAAGCGAUUCCUUCUUCUCUUCUCAUUCCUCAAGCGCAACCUCAAGAAGAAGGUUAUUGUCUUCUUCAGUAGUUGCGCCUGUGUGAAAUACCAUGCCGAGCUCCUCAACUACAUCGAUCUUCCUGUUCUUGACCUCCACGGCAAGCAGAAGCAGCAAAAGCGAACCAACACCUUCUUCGAGUUCUGUAACGCUAAGCAGGGCACCCUGAUCUGCACUGAUGUCGCUGCUCGUGGUCUUGAUAUUCCUUCGGUUGACUGGAUUGUCCAGUUCGAUCCUCCGGAUGACCCUCGUGACUACAUUCACCGUGUUGGUCGAACCGCCCGAGGUAACAACAGCAAGGGUCGAUCGCUUAUGUUCCUUCAGCCCAAUGAGGUCGGCUUCUUGUCGCAUCUCAAGGCCGCUCGUGUCCCCGUCGUCGAGUUCGACUUCCCCGCCAACAAGAUCGUCAACGUUCAAUCUCAGCUCGAGAAGCUCAUCAGCCAGAACUACUACCUGAACAAGAGCGCUAAGGAUGGCUAUCGCAGCUACCUGCACGCCUAUGCCUCACACUCGCUGCGCAGUGUCUUUGAUAUCAACAAGUUGGAUCUUGCCAAGGUUGCCAGGAGCUUUGGUUUCUCGGUGCCGCCUCGCGUCGAGAUCACGCUUGGUGCCAGCAUGAGCAGGGACAAGAAGCACCAGGGCCGCAGGGCAUAUGGCAGUCAGCCACGACAGGGCGGAGGCAACAAGUUUACCAGGUAA
Molecule: messenger RNA, 1770 nt
Organism: Fusarium sp. VM40
Lineage: Eukaryota; Fungi; Ascomycota; Sordariomycetes; Hypocreales; Nectriaceae
Source: the annotation of a GenBank genome assembly